Messenger RNA from Chelonoidis abingdonii (Abingdon island giant tortoise), 1629 nucleotides. It is a transcript of the gene MNMIP1, whose product is annotated as SH3 domain containing 21. The record is from RefSeq and is a predicted model, not a curated record. Gene Ontology annotation, molecular function: protein binding. Lineage: Eukaryota; Metazoa; Chordata; Testudines; Testudinidae. Gene Ontology annotation, biological process: cell migration; actin filament organization.
ACACGCUCUCUAGCAGGAGGCUGCGGGAACCACCAUGGGAAAUCCCAGCAUCUCUCAUGGCUGACGGACGUCGGAGGUGCCCCCGCUCGACCCGCAUUGCGAAGAAGCCGCCUGUGCAAGGGCAGCGCUGGUGCAAGGUGAACUUCAGCUAUACCCCAGAGAAGGCAGAUGAGCUGCAGCUGAAAGCUGGGGAGCUGGUGCAGAUCCUGCAGGAGAUUGAGGAUGGCUGGUGGCUGGGCAGGAAGAACGGCCAGGUUGGUGCUUUCCCCUCCAACUUCGUCCAGGAGCUGGACCAGCUGCCCCCAGGGCUGGUGGCCUCGGAGCCCAUCCCAAAGAAUGGGGCUAGGAAGCAGAGGCCAAAGCUGACUGAUGAGACCUUCAUCAUAAAGGAGGCAGAGAAGCCAGAGCCCCCCAAGAAGUUGGAGAAGCCCAUCCCUGCAGCCCAGAGCCCCCUGCCAAGCCAGCCCCUGCAGCCGUACUGCGAGGCCGAGUACUGCAAGGCCAUGUUCGACUACGAGCCGGAGCUCCAGGACGAGCUGCAGCUGAAGAGAGGAAACGUCGUUUUGGUUCUCUGCAAGGAGACGGAGGAUGAGGGCUGGUGGGAAGGAGAAUGUGAUGGCAAGAGAGGCCUCUUCCCUGAUAACUUUGUGAUGCUGCUGCAGCCCCUGGUGCCAAAGAUCAAGGCGGUGGUGCCUGCGCGGAGCCAAGAGUCGAUCUUCAGGCCGGAGAAGAGAGUCUCCAGUGCCAGCAAAGCAGAGCUGCGGCCCCCCCACGAGCCCAAAGAGCCCAAGGUGCAGAAGAAGAUGGACCUGCCCAAGAUGAACCUCCCUGCCAGCAAGAAAGCAGCUCCAGCCCCUCCUGUCCCUGCCAAGACCAAGCUGGCCUCCAGCCUUGCCGGCAGGAAUGUCUCUGCCAUUGGCAGGCCCCCCUGCACCCCUAUGAACUGUGCCCCAGCCAGUGCGGAGAAGAGCAAGCCCAAGGACCCAGAUGCAAAUGGCUUCGAUGCCGUCCUGAUCUCCAAUGCCAAACUGAGCCACCCCACCACAACUCGUCCCAAAAUGCCAGGCAGGAAGCCGCCCAGCCAGCCAUCUGCUAGCUCUCCGCACGUGCAGGCACCUCUGGUCCCAGACAAGAGCAACAUCCAGGCCAGGAAGCUGCAGCCCCCAGAAAGCCUGGGGGACCCCCCCAAGGCAGAGGAGAAGCUGUCUCUGGAGGAACUGGUGGCCGAGCUCCGGUCCCUGCGGAUCCUGAUGGACCUGAUGAGAGUGCAGCACCAGAAGGACAUGGAGGAGCUCAAGACAGAAAUGAAGGAGGAGCAGGCCAAGCGCAUGGUGCUGGAGGUGGAAAUUGAGAGCAUGAAACAGAUGCCUGCCCUCAAAGGAGCAGGAGCAGCUGUGCGGGGCAGUGAAUCGGCGGAACUGCUGGCCACGCUGUGACGUCCACUGUGUAGAGGCCUCGCUCUGCAAACUCUGCCGGGAGCUGUUAAACUUGCAAGAGAAUCGCUGGCCAUUGAUUCCCCUUGGUGUCUGUCCACCCCAAGGCCAGAUCCCUGCCCUGGGGAGUGGGGAGAAGGCCCAGAGCCCCUCCAGCUCAUCUGCUGUGUCUGCUCCCUGGGCCCUCGGUGGGAGC